Messenger RNA from Drosophila subobscura, 579 nucleotides. RefSeq lists its product as uncharacterized. Lineage: Eukaryota; Metazoa; Arthropoda; Insecta; Diptera; Drosophilidae. The record is from RefSeq and is a predicted model, not a curated record. The transcript is spliced from 4 exons. Bases 1 to 540 code for a protein of 179 amino acids.
AUGUCCACCAAGCUUGACUCUCUGCUUUGGGUUUUUGUGCUACUGUAUUCCAUCGCUGAGAUUUCAUCAAAAUUUGAGUUCACAAACAUCAAGUGCACUUCUUUGGAUACGAAUUUUGCCGAUUUCGAAUACUGCUUUUUGAAAUCGGUCAAUCGAACCUACAAAUAUAUGUCCCUGAAGGUGAAUUUAUUUAAAACUCCCAUUACCAAAAUCAAGGUUAAUGGAGCCCUGUUCAAGAGAUUCAGCGGCUACAGACCGUUCAUGUACAAUGUGACUGUAGAUGCCUGUAGAUUUCUGAAGGAUACAGCGUCCAACCCUGUCGCCGGAUACCUUUUUAAUUUAUUUAAGAAGUACUCCAAUAUGAACCAUACAUGCCCCUACGAUAACGAUCUGGUCCUCGAAAAGCUUCCCAUCGACUUUGUUAAUCAACAGGCCACAAAAGUUUUACCUUUUCCAGAAGGGGACUAUCUUUUAGAAUCGAAUUGGAUUGCCUACGAUAUUAAUCGAGCUGUGGUAAAAGUCUAUGGAACUAUUUCAUAAGUGAAUCUCUGCUAUAAGUUUCGAAAUGAGUUUGUAAUA